Molecule: messenger RNA, 2077 nt
Organism: Gekko japonicus
Lineage: Eukaryota; Metazoa; Chordata; Lepidosauria; Squamata; Gekkonidae
Product: transmembrane protein 68-like
Exons: 7
Coding region: 410-1363 (317 amino acids)
Cellular component (GO): membrane
Molecular function (GO): acyltransferase activity
Source: RefSeq, a predicted model, not a curated record
GAAGGGUCUCCCAGAAAGGUCGCUCCGACAGAAACCCAAACAAGCCUCGUGAGCUGUCUGUCGCUUCUCGACCCCUUUCGCGUAGGCAAGGUAGAAUCGGCCAAUAGAAGCCCGGGGAGGGUUCAGCAAGUUUCGUUUGCGUACUCGAGGAAAGGGCUGAAAUUGCGUUAGCAGGAUGGGUGCGGAGACCAGAUUGGCUUCUAGCGGGUAGGUAGGAGGAGCCUGCCAGUGCGGCUUCGAACCGGGUAAGCGCCUUCUCUCCCCCCUGUGCUUGUGGCAAGGCGCGUCGACUGGGAGCUGAACCAGAGGAGAGGGGGAAGGUCUCUGGAGGACGCGCCGGUGAAGCAAGAGGACGCGCGCUUGAGGUGAUGAUGGUAUUAACGAAUGCCAGACAGCAGAUCAGGCACCUAUGACUUCCUCAACCUAUUUUGUAUCCCAGUUGGAAGAAUGGAUUUUUUUAAAAUACCUGGAGAAAUACUUUUUAUAUGUGAUCAUCUAUUCAACAAUGCUCCUUGUAGUGAUCCUGACACCUUUUAUCAUUCCUUUGUGCAUCCUCUUCUUUGUUUACCUUUCUUCUUUCUUCUGCCUAAUCUAUCAAAGGACUCAUAGACUACAAGAAGAUUAUUCCAGUAAUAGAUGGGAUAGUGUACGACUAACUGUAGCAAACAAGUGGGAUCAAUUUGCAAGAUUUUGGAAUGGUUAUGAGCUACAUGGAACAGAAAACCUGCCAGAUGGACCAGGUCUUAUUAUUUAUUACCACGGAUCAAUUCCUGUAGACUACUUAUAUUUUUUAUAUAGAUUGUUUAUUCUGAAGCGCAGGCUUUGCUACUCAGUGGCUGAUGAAUUUGUCUUCAAAUUACCAGGUCUUAAACCACUAAUAGAUCUGAUGGGUUUUAUGCGUGGUACAAAGGAGGAGUGUUUAAAUGUUCUGAAAAAUGGUCAUUUAGUUGGACUUUCACCAGGAGGAGUUCGAGAAGCACUGUUCAGUGAUCAAUCAUACAAGCUUUUGUGGUGUAAACGUAAGGGCUUUGCUGAAGUGGCCAUAGAUGCUAAAGUGCCUAUAAUUCCAAUGUACACCCAAAAUGUACGUGAAGGAUUUAGGACAUUUGGAAGUAUCACAUUAACAAGGUGGUUAUAUGAACAUGUAAAAAUACCAGUCCUUCCUCCAUAUGGUGGACUGCCAGUCAAAUUUCGGACAUACAUUGGAGAACCCAUUCGAUACGAUCCAAAUAUAACUGCUGUGGAAUUAGCUAAAAAGACAAAGGCUGCACUCCAGUCAUUAAUUCAAAAGCACCAGCAGAUUCCAGGAAACAUCUGCAGUGCUUUAAAGGAAAGAUUUCAUGAAGAAAAGAAAAAGGAUUAGAAUUUAGUUGUCAACUGUAAAUUUGUUAUGCUUUGACCCAGUGCUUUUUUCCAGAUAUAAUUUUUCUGAUCAGUGAAGAGAACUACCUUGUCUGCAGUAUCUACACCAUCACUUCAGUUGAGAGGUUUUUCCAUGUGUGGAGUGGGUCCUGCCAGUGAAGUGAGCUGGCAGCCUGCACACAGAAGAUCUCUGUUGCAUACCAAUUUAUUAGAUCAGUGUGGCUUUUAAAAUCUAUGUUUUUCAUGCAAUACACCAAACUCACAACUGAUUUCUUAUAUCUUAUGGAGAGCAUAUUAUUUGCAUAUUACAAAAACAAAUUUUGCAGUCAGAAAAUAACUACUUAGUGACCAUAAACGUCUGUGGCGGCACUUUGCUUUCAGCACUGUAAAAGUUUUCAGUGAUGAAAAACAAAACAGAAACCUUAAUAUUGCAUUUUCAGUGGGCUAUAACUUUUUGUUGAUUAACCUGCUGAUCACUUAACAGGUGCCUUCAACUAAUAUUGAAGCAUAUUUAAAAAUGUAUUUUAAAUACAAAUAUUUAUAUCAGUUCUGGAUGGCAGGUGUAGUAGGGAGUGGUAUGCUUCGGUAUGGUAUAUACAAUAUUUCUAUGUGAUAUGCAUGAAGCAUCUAAAAUAAGGGAAAUAUGCUGUUUCUUUCAAAAUUAUUUUACUGAUAUGCAGAUGUAGCCAAUUAAUUUAUUUAGCUAUUAAAAUGC